Molecule: messenger RNA, 411 nt
Organism: Prorocentrum cordatum
Lineage: Eukaryota; Dinophyceae; Prorocentrales; Prorocentraceae
Source: the annotation of a GenBank genome assembly
GCGUCGCCGCGCAGCCUCCGCGCCUCCGCCGCGGGCCUGCUCGUCGACGCAGAGCGCGCGGGGAGGCUGGCCCCCGCGCUGGAGGAGGUCCAGCGCACCUUCUCGGAGGAGGCGACCAGUGGCGCGCAGAACACCGUCGUCGGGGCUCCGCCCGAGAUCCUGGCCCUGGUGUCCCCCGAGACUCCCGAGGGCGCCGACGAGGAGCGGUCGGUUGCGCCCAGAGCACCGUCGCCAGGGCGCCGUCCGAGCUCCCGGACCUUGCGUCCGCAGAGAUUCCCGAGGACGCCGACGAGGACCCAGGGAGGGAGGCACGUGCCUGCUGUGCCCCAGGACUUCGGCGCAGAUCUCGAGGCUGAGGCGUCGGCACAGGGGCUGGACCGCCUGGGCGACGCGGGCCCGGACGUCCACUGA